AUGAUGCGUGCCUCUCCCUCUCACCCACCCUCACCCAUUCCCACCCAUUCCCACCCAUUCCCACCCAGUCACACCUCUCCCACCACACCUCCACCCAUUCUCGCCCACUCCCACCCAUUCGCACCCACCACCACCACACAGGGCCACAGUGGAGAGGAUCACAGGGGCCACGGUGGAGAGGAUAACGGGGUGCGAGGUGCGGUCUGCACUAGGCCUACCCUCGCCACGCAGGGACUUCUAUGCCGUCAACGUCUGAUGUGCGUCUCUCCCUCUCACCCAUUCCUAACCAUUCCCACCCAUUCCCACCCAUGCAGGGCGACCGUGGAGAGGAUCACAGGGUGCGAGGUGCGGUCGGUGCUAGGCCUACCCUCGCCACGCAGGGACCUUUAUGCCGUCAACGUGUGUGGCAACAUGGACAAGGGCAUUGUGAUUCCUCCUCUCACCGACUUCGCCCCUCUCAUCCCGCCACACAUCCUCAACAUCCUGCUGACCGGCAAGCCCAGCUCUGGGCCCCCUGUGUUCCUCGGCGCCGGCUACGUGUUCAGUGGUGCGUACUCGAGUCAAAUGGUCAUGUGUGCUGCUGUGCUGCCGCCUCUCACUGACUUCGCCCCUCUCAUCCCGCCACACAUCCUCAACAUCCUGCUUACCGGCAAGCCCAGCUCUGGGCCCCCUGUGUUCCUCGGCGCCGGCUACGUAUCCAGUGGUGUGCAGUAUCCUCCCGUGAUUCGUGCCUUCCCAUCCCCCGUUCUGAGACAUCGCAUAGACGCGAACGCCCCACCCCUGCCUGCCCCACCCCUGCCUGCCCCACCCCUGCCUGCCCCACCCCUGCCUGCCCCACCCCUGCCUGCCCCACCCCUGCCUGCCCCACCCCUGCCUGCCCCACCCCCGCCUGCCCCACCCCUCCCCUGCCCGCCCCAUCCCCCCUCCUCUGCUCGCAGUGUUUGCCAUUCCCAUCUUGCGCCGCCCAGUGCCACCCAACGCAUCGGCACAGCAGAUGAGGGAGAGCAUCAGCAACGCAUGGGGGGGUUUGGUGCAGCUGGAGUGGCGGGCGCGCAACAUACUCGACAUGCUGCAGGAUGGCGACGGCACCGCCACAUAUUCCUUUGUGCUCUACGACAGCACACAGCCAGGCGAGCUGGUGCAGAUCUGCAUUGCCCUUUGGGAUAUCUCAUAUUCACCCCGGUUCCCCCAUGUUCCCCUGUGUCUCCUCCACCCACAGGCACCGCCACAUACUCCUUUGCGCUCUACGACAGCACAGAGCCAGGCGAGCUCGUGCAGAUCUUGGGGCCACAGGAGCCGCGGCUGCAGAUGGACUCGCUCUUCCCGCUCGUGCUGCCGUCGCUUGACGUGCCUAGCAGCGACCACAUCGAGCCGUUCCCUGAUGGGCUGUUCGGGAGGACCUAUGAGGCGCAUCGCAGGUGGGUGAAGCGAUGCCUUUACCGUGUUCCACCACGUUCCACCGCAUUCCACCGUGAUGCACUGCUUGUGCACGCCCCCGGGAAUACCAGUACCUCGCAGCGACCACGUCGAGCCGUUCCCAGAGGGGCUGUUCGGGAGGACCUACGAGGCGCACUGCAGGUGGGUGCCGUGCCACUGUGUUCCACCACGUUCCACCACAUUUCACCGCGACGCACCACUGUGAGAGUGCCCCCGGGACUGGCAGUGCCUUUCACCCCUUUCCGUGCGUUCCCCCGUUUCCCCAUUCUCCUUUGUUCUCCCGCGCUCCCUCCAUUCACUCCCCCGUCGCUUCCCGUCACUUCCUUCCCCGUCCCUUCCCAUGGCUCUGCAACAUUCUCCCAGUCUCCCUUCCAUUUCCCGUGCGCCCUCAGUUUUCAAGGUGCAUAUCCCAGUUUUGAGGGCGCAUACCCCACAUGGGACCUGGUCUAUGCACCCAUGCUGCUGGGGCUGCUGGUGCUGCUGGUGGCGCUGUUGCUGUCUGCAGUGAUUGCAGUGAUGGCGUGGAAGCGAAGGCACAUGGCGGAGGGAGUGAGGGAGAUGGAGCUCUGCACAACAGCGCUGGAGAAAGCAGAGCACUGCAAGAGCGUCACUGUGGCUAACCUGUCGCACGAGCUGCGAACGCCAAUCAUCGGCAUGAUAGGGAUGAUAGAGAUGCUGCUGGAGUCGCCACUGGAGGAGUGGCAGGCAGCGGAUCUGAGGGACGCGGGGGAGUGUGCGCGGGAGACGGUGGACCUCAUCAACCGCGUGCUCGACCUCGCCAAGCUGCAGGCCGGCCGCUUACAACUUGAGGCUCUGCCACUCUGCUUGCCCCGCGUUGUUCAGCAAGCUGUCAUGCUCGCCGCACAAGACGCUGUCCCUAGGGGGCUGGAAGUGUCAUGCCACGUGGACCCAGGCGUGCCAGAUGUGCUGAUGGGCGAUCCAACCCGGCGAGCAACACUCUAUCAGGCGACGUCACCUUCCAUGUGUGGUGUGCCGCCGGCCCUCACCAGUAAGGCCCUCACGAAACCGCUUCUCGCCCAUCCACCCCUCGUCCCACCACCCCUCGUCCCACCACCCCUCGUCCCACCACCUCUCGUCCCACCACCCCUCAGCUGUCCACCCCCCAUCCUGCCACCCCUCGGCCAUCCACCCCUCGUCCUGCCACCCCUCGUUCGCACGGCUCCAGCACACCACUUUCAUCCCUACUUGCCCCAUGCUGCCCUCCAUUCCCUGCGCUCCCUUCUAGCCAAUCGCACCCCCCCAUUGUCUCCAGCCCCUGCUGCUGCCCUGCACACCCCCACAGCCUGGCAGCAGCUGGCAGCGUGUGUGCGGCGCUUUCCCCCUGACACCCGCCUGAUGUGCACCCCUCCGCACCUCACAGCACCCCUGGGGAGUUGCUCCGCGAAAGCGGAGAGACAGGGUGGGAUGCUGCUGGGAGGGCUGGCAGGGCUGGGAGGGGUGGGAGGGUGGGGGGGGCUGGGCCUGCUGGGUGGGUGGGGAUGGGGAAGAGGUGCAGGGGCAAAAUGCGUGGAGGAGCGGCAAAAGGCAGAUGUGGAGAGUGGUGGAAAUGGGCGGGUGGAUAUUGAUAAGGAAAGGCAGCUAGAGAGGGAGGUGGCGGCGUGGGUGGAGGGGGCGUGCAGGGCGAGAGGGGAGGGCGAGUGGAUGGUGGUGAUGGCCUGUGAGGAUACGGGCGGUGGUAUACCACCCGAGGAGAUGCGGUGGGUGCUGGAUCCGUAUGGCGGCGACCCUCACCACUCCACAACCUCCUUUGCUGCUGCUGAUGAUGAUGGUGCUGAUGACGGCGUCAAUGGUGGUAGUACUGGUGGUGAUGGUGGGCGUGGGCGUGGGGACAGCAAGAGGCAACGAAGAGUCGCGGAGCCAAGGAGGGGCAGCAGAGCCACCCCUCUCACGCACGACGAGAGGGCUGCUGCUCGCCCCGCCUGGACGCCCUACCCCGUCCGCUUCCUCCUCUCCACCUCCCUCGUGGCGGAGAUGCGGGGAAGCAUGGCAGUGCUGUCAGACAGUGUCAUCGGCACCACCAUCCUUCUGGCCCUACCCCUCUCUGCACCGCCCCCCCCAACCGAACCUGGGGGCAGCAGCAGCAAGCGUUGGGGGGGGCGUGAGGGGCAAUCCAGAGGGGUGCAGCAGCACUGGAUGCAGGGUCCCAGAGGCCAUUCUUGGAGCUCCUCUUUGCACUCUGUCCUCUUAAGCCCAGUGGCACCUUUGAGCCCAAUCGCCCCGUUGAGUCCACUCAACCCUUUAAGCCCAGCGGCCCCUCUAAGCCCCGUAAGCCUGCGGCUACAAGCCAUGCCAGAGCUCUCUCCCCACUUAGGAGCAGGCGGCUUCGGGAGCAGCUUGGGGGGGAGCAGCAUGGGGGUUGUGGGGGGGGUUGUUGGGGGAGGUUUGGGCGGCGGAGCGGGCGGCGCGGAGGCGGCGGUGCGGGCGGCGGUGGCGGGGCGGCGGGUGGCAGUGGUGGAUGACAACGCGGUGAACCGCAUGGUGGCGCGGCGAACGCUGCAGGGCUACGGGGCAGACGUGCUGCUGCUGGCUUCAGGAGAGGACACCCUGCAAGCUGUCUCCUCCCACAUGGACCCCUCUCCCCACCCCCCCUCCUCGUGCCUCCAGCUGCUGCUGCUGGACCUCCACAUGCCCCCCGGCAUUGAUGGGGGUGAGUGUUUCACUGCCUCACCCUCAGGGGUGCCCUCUUUCACGCCCCAAAAUGCUCUCUCUGUCUCACCCCACACAUGCCCUCCCUGCCUCAUCUCAACCCCACUUGCCCUCCCUGACCCAUCUCCACCCCACAUGCCCUCCCUGUCUCUUCUCACCACCGCCAUUGCGGCCAGCCACCAUUGCUUUGGUCCAAUGGUACUAGUACCAAUGCUCCCACAUGCCUUCUACUUGUACCACCAAUCAAUUGACUUUUGA
Molecule: messenger RNA, 4362 nt
Organism: Closterium sp. Naga37s-1
Lineage: Eukaryota; Viridiplantae; Streptophyta; Zygnematophyceae; Desmidiales; Closteriaceae
Source: the annotation of a GenBank genome assembly